AUAUAUAUAUAUAUAUACUUGUAUUCCUCGCUGAUUCUGUGCAUCAUCAUCGUUAUCACUUUAUGGCAAUUGCAGCUUCAACCUCAUCGUCCACCAUGAAGAUCACCCAUAGCCACGACAGCCACAAUAUUAACUACGACAAGAGGAGGCCGCCGCCGCCGGCAGAGGUUGACGACGACGAUGUCGACGACGGUCACCAGCAUGACGUGGUCAUGCCUGGGUUUCGCUUCCACCCAACAGAAGAAGAACUGGUCGAGUUCUACCUUCGCCGUAAGGUGGAGGGCAAGCCUUUCACUGUUGAACUCAUCACUUUUCUCGAUCUUUAUCGCUAUGACCCAUGGGAGCUUCCUGGUUUGGCGGCGAUUGGGGAGAAGGAAUGGUACUUCUAUGUGCCGAGGGAUCGGAAGUAUCGGAACGGUGAUCGGCCGAACCGUGUGACGACGUCGGGGUAUUGGAAAGCUACCGGAGCUGAUAGAAUGAUCAAAACAGAUGGGCUCAGAUCCAUCGGACUGAAGAAAACCCUAGUCUUUUAUACUGGCAAAGCUCCUAAAGGGAUCCGUACCAGUUGGAUUAUGAACGAGUAUCGCUUGCCACACCACGAUACUGAACGAUUUCAAAAGGUUGAGAUAUCUCUUUGUCGAGUGUACAAGAGAGCAGGUGUGGACGACCAUCCGUCUCUCCCUCGUUAUCUCGCGACAUCAUCAAGAGCUUCGCAUAAUUCGCACAAGGACAAGCACAACGUCAACCAUUUAAUGGUUCAUCAGAACAUCAGAUUCCUGGGACAACAAUCCCAUCAUGAUCACCAAUAUCAAACGGACCAGGUUGUGGAUAAGAUGAAUCAUCAAACUGAUCGGGAAAACACUACUAUUGAUGGCACCAAGUACAACAAUCUGGAUCAGGGCGGAGGGUUAAUGCUCAUCCAGCAACCAAAGCAAGCACAAGUUCAUCAUCAUCUUCACCAACCUCCAGAAGCAGCAGCAUCCUCCUUCUUCCCCGAAGGCUCCAGUACUUCUAAUUCUUCCUCGUUACCAUCUAGUGAAAAUAUUAGCAAUGCAAUAAUGGUGGAUGAUCAUCAUCUCCAUCGGCUAGCGAGUUAUAAUCAUCAACAUCUGUUACAGUACUGCAAUAACAUUUAUUCUGCUGCUGAUCCUCCUCCUUCUCAGAGUACUCAGCAAUAUCACCCUAACAUGCAGUUCUCUAAUCUUCUGUUGCAGCCACAACAGUCAAUAAUGGCUCUUAAUUCUCUUCCAAACUCUUUCUCUGACAGAUUGUGGGAGUGGAAUCAAAUCCCUGAGGCAACAAACCGAGACUUCACCAACAUGUCCUUCAAGUAAUGAUACAUAUAUAUAUACUCGAUAUUUAUAUAUAUAUGAAUAUGUAGACAUUAUAUUAUAUGUGCUCAUUUCUCAAGUAUCAACACUAUAUAUAGCAUGUAGGCCCCUUCAUUUUCUUACUCUCUAAUUUGGUCUUGUUAGAGAUUUGAAUAACUUAUUAUAUUGUAUGACUCAUAUUGGUCACAUUAAUUAUUGUUACAGACAUUACAUUAAGGUUGUAGGUUUGAUGUUCUAAUGACUGAUUACUAGGUGUAAUUUAGUUAAUUUCUCAUAAAGAACCAUGAGUCGAGAUUUGAUGUACAUUCGUCAAGCCAAUGGAAGAUGGACAUUCGUUGAGAAUCUCUUCAAACA
This is a messenger RNA of Prosopis cineraria, 1685 nucleotides long. RefSeq names its product NAC domain-containing protein 35-like. Gene Ontology annotation, biological process: regulation of DNA-templated transcription. Bases 63 to 1334 code for a protein of 423 amino acids. Gene Ontology annotation, molecular function: DNA binding. The transcript is spliced from 3 exons. The record is from RefSeq and is a predicted model, not a curated record. NCBI's taxonomy places the organism in Eukaryota, Viridiplantae, Streptophyta, Magnoliopsida, Fabales, Fabaceae.